This is a messenger RNA of Ylistrum balloti, 419 nucleotides long. RefSeq names its product stromal interaction molecule 1-like. The transcript is spliced from 4 exons. Gene Ontology annotation, biological process: store-operated calcium entry; intracellular calcium ion homeostasis; activation of store-operated calcium channel activity. The annotation marks the transcript as partial. The record is from RefSeq and is a predicted model, not a curated record. Lineage: Eukaryota; Metazoa; Mollusca; Bivalvia; Pectinida; Pectinidae. Gene Ontology annotation, cellular component: endoplasmic reticulum; plasma membrane. Gene Ontology annotation, molecular function: protein binding; calcium channel regulator activity; calcium ion binding.
AUGACAUUACAAGAAAAACUGAGGACUUUGAUGCAGCCAUCCUUGAAAACAUGUCUGCCAGAUGACAAACAAUGCCACAACAUUAAUGGUAAAGAUGAAAGUUUGACAGAUGAGUUCGCUGCCAUCCAACAAAUCCACCACCUCAUAGAUGAUGACCAGAAUGGAAAUGUUGACCCAUCAGAGAGUGAUGAGUUCAUGCGGGAUGAGCUUCAGUAUACAGAAGGGUUUGAAAGGCUGUCCAUUUUUCAUGGCAAUGACAAACUUAUCAGUACCGGGGACCUUUGGCAGGCUUGGAAGAAAUCUACAGUGUACAACUGGACAACAGAUGAUGUUCUUCAGUGGCUUGUCAAGCAUGUGGAGCUGCCUGUGUAUGUGGAAACAUUCCGUAACAAGGCUGUGGAUGGCCCUAUUCUGCCAAG